Messenger RNA from Verruconis gallopava, 2449 nucleotides. RefSeq lists its product as uncharacterized. The transcript is spliced from 5 exons. Gene Ontology annotation, biological process: transmembrane transport; oligopeptide transport. Gene Ontology annotation, molecular function: dipeptide transmembrane transporter activity. Gene Ontology annotation, cellular component: membrane. The record is from RefSeq and is a predicted model, not a curated record. Bases 308 to 2251 code for a protein of 647 amino acids. NCBI's taxonomy places the organism in Eukaryota, Fungi, Ascomycota, Dothideomycetes, Venturiales, Sympoventuriaceae.
CUUCAGUAGGCAUAGUGGUGUAAACCGCCACAGCGUGUGGUGUCUCGCCAUAUCGCGGGGACCCAGUCGAUGAAGGGGGUUUGGGCCGGACGACUCUGCUGGUCUGCGAUAAGGAUGUAACAGUGUGGAAACAGGUCGCCUGUGGAUCUAUUUAAUCAAUCGCCUGCCCGUGUGCCUCCAGUCCGUCCUUAAGCGUGUGAAGGGUGUUUCCACAUCGAACCUAUUCACAGUGGGCCCUGCAAACUUUGCCGUUGAAGCAGCCAAGAUAAUCUUUGCGAAAAACCCACUGUCGAUCACUGUCGCAAACAUGCCGGGCCAAAUCGAUGACCUUAACAUGCCCGCUCGCAUGGACCACAACUUGGUGGUGGCCGCAGAUGGCGAUCCAGAGCGUCGGAAGAGCUCUCACGUAGUCGAGCCACCGGCGUUCUACGAUGGCAAGGCCGUGGCGCAAGAGCACUAUAUGGAUGAUUCGAGCGCCGACGACUUCCCAACUGAAGAAGAUUUCCGAACGCUUCGACGUGUCCCUGAGAAGAUUCCUGCCAAGGUCUACACAAUUGCCUUCGUCGAGCUGUGCGAGCGUUUGUCCUACUAUGGUGCCGUUCAAGUGUUUGUCAACUUUAUCCAGCAGCCAAACCCGGGCACUUCAACUGGCAGAGCUCUCGAUCCCAGCGCCGCAGAUGCUCAGCCAGGUGCUUUAGGCCUUGGACAACGUGCCUCUACUGGUCUGACCACGUUCAAUCAGUUCUGGAACUACGUGAUGCCGCUUUUUGGUGCCUGGAUUGCAGAUACGUACCUUGGCCGUUUUAACACCAUCUGGAUUGCAGUCUGCAUCUCUAUCACAGGUCACGUCAUCUUGACUGCGUCGGCAGCACCAUCCGUAUUGGCUCAUCCUCACUCGGCCGUUGCGGCGUUUGCAAUUGGUAUUAUUGUCAUGGGUAUCGGUACUGGUGGCUUCAAGCCUAAUAUCUCACCACUCAUCGCCGAGCAGAUUCCUAACGAGAGAUUCCGAGUUGAGGAGCGCAAUGGCGAGCGUGUCCUCGUCGAUCCUGCCGUCACUACCGCCAGGGUCUACAACUGGUUCUACUUCUUCAUCAACGUGGGCGCUUUGAUUGGUCAAAUCGGCAUGGUAUACGCUGAGCGAUAUGUCGGUUUCUACCUCUCUUUCUUGAUCCCAACACUGGUGUUCUGCACAUCUUUGCCUGUUCUCUUCUACUGCAAGAAAUUCUAUCGUGUUCGGGCACCCGAAGGCAGCGUCCUCGGCCCAGCUGUUAAGCUUCUGCUUUCGGCGACGAAAGGCCGUUGGCAUCUCAACCCAGUCGCCACCUGGAAACACAUGAACGACGGCACAUUCUGGGACUCUGUGAAGCCGUCCAAAUUCGAUGAAGCGUCUCGACCGAAGUGGAUGACAUUCGACGAUGCCUGGGUUGAUGAGGUUGCACGUGGUUGGGCUGCUUGCUCAGUCUUCCUGUGGUACCCACUGUACUGGCUCACCUACAACCAGAUCAACAACAACUUGACCUCCCAAGCCGCCGUCAUGGCUCUGCACGGCGUGCCAAACGAUGUCGUCUCCAACCUUGACCCGUUUGCGCUCCUGAUCUUCAUUCCGAUUUGCGACUUGUUCUUGUACCCUGCUUUGCGCAAAGCUGGUAUCAGAUUUACGCCGAUCAAGAAGAUCGCCAUGGGCUUUUUUACUGGUUCAAUGGCAAUGAUUUGGGCCUGCGUCAUCCAAUACUAUAUCUACAAGAAGUCACCUUGCGGUACACACGCGUCGACGGGUACCCUGCCUAACGGCGAUUCUUGUCCAAACGUUGACAUCAACGUCUGGGCCCAAACUGGCAGUUACGUCCUGAUUGCCUUGUCCGAAAUCUUCGCGUCUAUUACUUCGCUCGAAUACGGAUUUUCCAAGGCUCCAAAGAACAUGCGUUCGCUAGUCGCUGCUUUCGCCUUGUUCAUGACUGCCAUUUCUUCUGCAAUUGGUGAGGCUUUUGUGCCCUUGUCCACGGAUCCUCUUCUCGUCUGGAACUAUGGUGCCAUGGCUGUGAUCGCCUUCAUUGCUGGAAUCAUCUUCUUCUUCCAAUAUCGUACUCUCGAUAAGCUUGAGGAUGAGCUCAACGCCCUUCCAACAGGUCACGUAGGCACCGCCGAGCAGGCUGCUGACGUCGAGCGACGCCUCUCUGCCAUCAUCCCUGGCGCUCUUCACGACCGUGCUGCAAGCGCAUCUAAGGAAGGCUCUGUCAAGGAGAAGGCAUAAGAGGCAUUCGCUCGGAAGCAGGUGGACUGCCCGCAAAUUAAAAAAACGCGUCUGAUGCUACGGACUGUUGUGUAAUUAGAAUCUCCCUAAGGGAAGAGACCAAAGUGAAUACAUAUGAUCAGAAUGGCGAUCAUUUCAGAUCCAACUUGCAUUUGCUCUCUAGGUGCUACAAAACCAUGCUCAGCAAGCCGAUUCCAC